AUGGUCAUGUUUGCUCUGAGUGUGUGGGUCCAUUUUGUCGGGGGUGGGGGUCUCUGUAUAAAAUCUCUGCUCUCUGCUCCAGUCUCUCUGUCGUCUGUCACCAUGAAGCACUGCUGUGUCCUGCUCUUGCUGCUGUCUGUGGGUUCCUCGUGGGGGGCCCCGGUGGAGCAGCAGGGCCCCGAGGAGGCCUCCUGUACUGACCCAGUGGUGCUGGGGGCCGCUGCACAGGCCAUGGACAAGAUCAACAAGGAGCGCACUGAGGGAUAUGUGUACAGCCUGCGUGACCUCGCUAAUGCGCACAUUGACAAACAUGGAGAGAACAGUGUGAUGUUUUACCUGACCAUGAACGUGCUGGAGACCAACUGUAGCGUGCUCAGUAAAACUCACUACAAGAACUGUGAAGUACGGGACAUGAGCAGGACUCCGGUGUAUGGACAGUGUAAAGUGGCCAUCUUCAUCAGCAGAGUUCACCGUGUGGUCCGGCUCUACAAGUAUGACUGCGUGGUCAGACCAGUGGCUCCAGAAAAGGUGGUUCGGGUCUGCCCAGACUGCCCCUCUCUUGUGAGCAAGGACGACGCAGAAAUCCAAAAGACAGUUACUAAAUCCCUGGAGAAGUUCAACAAAGAAAGUGGACUGGCCAAUCACUUCUCACUGCUGCAAGUCACUCGUGCCUCUGCAGCGUAUAUGAUGGGCAUGGGCAUGACGUACUCAGCAGAAUACACCAUCCAGGAGACCACCUGUCCCACCAGUGCAGACAAACCGGCCGACUGCCCCCUCAUGGGCUGUGAGUUUGCUCACAAAGGCUUCUGCAGAGGCCACCACAUGCACGUUCCAUCUUCCAACAAAGAAGAAUCUGUGGAUGUGAAAUGUGAAAUCUAUGAGUCUGAGGCAGCGAACAGGGAGGAGAAACUCCAUCUGCUGGGGGAUGCCACGGACCACACUCAUAAUGACACUGGUGUGCUGGAGACCACACAGGGCCAUGACCAUGUGCACGACCACACCAAGAGCCACGAUCACCAUGACGACGCCCAUAAGCACACAGACAGCGACCUGCACCACCACACGCAUGACCACGCUGGACACAGACAUGCCCACGCCCACUCCCAUGACCACGGCCACGGGCAUGACCACGAGCACGCUCACCACGACAAGGCACAUGACCACAGCCAGGACCAGCCAAACCAGCACCACCAGUACACACACGUGGCCGGCCAGUCCACGCACCACCACGACCACGAGAUAGCACUGGACCACGAGCACAAGCACCGACACCUGCACCCACACGAGCACCACCACCACCACCAUGAGCACACACACGAGAGCAGCCCCCACACUGAGCCAGCGGGGGCCUGGAGACUGCUCCCCCCACUGGGAGCUGCCGUUACGCUGCCAGCCAUACCCCCUACCGCCCAGGCAGAGGUGGGCGUCCCACUGCCCCUUAAACCCGACCCUGAGAUCCCUGGACAGGUCGAGCCGAUGGUGAUGCCCUUCCCCAGCACAGUGUCAGCUCAGUGCCCCCCUCCCCUCCCCACAGACGACAUUGUGGGCAAGCUGUUUCUGGAAGACCCCCAGUUUAAGGUGGCUGCAUAA
Knipowitschia caucasica is the source of this 1590-nucleotide messenger RNA. The record is from the annotation of a GenBank genome assembly. NCBI's taxonomy places the organism in Eukaryota, Metazoa, Chordata, Actinopteri, Gobiiformes, Gobiidae.